AUGGGCGGCGACCACAAGUGUCCUCUCUGUUCAGCCACAUUCACUCGACCCCAGCACGUCGGCCGGCAUCUUCGAGCGCAUACCGGCGACAGACCUUAUGCCUGUAAAGAGUGUCCUCUCAAGUUUGCUCGAAGCGAUCUCUUAUCCCGUCAUGUCAAUAAGGCCCAUCGCUCGCCUGAUGUUGGUCCGGUCGACAAGAAGACUUCAAAGAAGGGAAGACGCAAGUCGGUACCUGCAUCUGCGCACUCCAGUCUAGAGCGAGAUAAGAUCAUUGCAGAGCAGCAGCAACAGCAGCAGCAGCAAGAUUAUCAGCGUCAGCAGGCCUUGCAGCAACAGCAGCAAGCGCAUGCGCAACAGCAACAGCAAGCUGCUCGUGAACGAUCACGAAGCGAGAGCCACGUCAUCCAACAACCCCAACUUCAAGCCCAACGCAUGUACCCGCAUCACCCCCUCCUCGCUGUCCAUCCCGUGCCUCCCGCUCAACCUGGUGUACCGCAAGAGUCGUGGAACGCCAACCCGAGCGGGUCCGUGGGUACGUUCGGGAUGAUGACCAUGUCGCCUCAACCCACAUACGGCCCGAGCGUGGGCAGACCGAUGCCUGUCAACCCGCCGGUGCAUAGUGCCACAUACCCUCUCCAGCCAUCUUUCGACCCGCCCUUCACCGCGCAGCCGCUCAAAAUGUCAGGGUCUAUGGAUCAGCAUAACCCUUCCCAAAGCAUGUACGAGUGGGAUACGAAGAAGAGGGCAUGUGAUCAGUGCAAUCACUCGAAAGUGCGAUGCGACUUUGCCGACCCAUGCCUCCGAUGCAAACAACGCAACCUUACUUGCUCAUACCGCAAGCCUCAACGACCUUCCUCAUGCAUGGGUCCGCCCUUGCCUCCUGCGCAAGUGGCGCCGGUCCCCAGCAGCAGCCCGUCGAACAUGUCCAUCUCGCCUCACAGCAGUAAUCAGCCGUCUCCGCAGUUUACCCAAAUGCAGAUGCCGAGUAUCGCCCCGACAGAGCCGGUCGUCUAUCGUAAACCGUCAGUGUCGUCUUUACCCCCCAAUUUGGGGAAUGUACCGAAUCCGAACCCGUCACCUGUCAUGUCGCAUGGCCCUGCACACGCUAUCGGCGGCUGGGGCUCUUUCCCGCAAACGACAGUGGGAGGUACGUGGCCUUCGAAUAUGGUAGCGCAACAGUCUCUGUCGUUCGCGGACAACACUGCUCCUGGGAGUAUUACGGGUCAGGCAUUCGAAACCUCUCCCAACUCGCUCGACGUGCCUCUUCCUGCUCCGGCGUCUCCUAUACCUCCCAACGCGAACGCGAGCGGCAAGAUCUCACCGGGUCGUAUGGGACUGUUGCAAACGCCGUCGUUGGUGAGCAAUACGGAUAGCCCUUCAGAGAUGGAUGAACCCGUCGAAAGACGGGGAAGCCAUAACUCUGCAAUCAGUGCGGCGUCUAGUUCUGCUCCUGCGCCGUUCUGGACAAAGGGUAAAGGCCCAGAGGGUACACUCGGUUUCCAGCCGAAUAUGCCCAACAUUCACACACAUCAAGAUAUCUCUCCGUCGCAUUCGCAAUCCCAGCUGCCGUUCCUCGCAGGCUCGGGCUCGCAGCUGAACGACCCCCAGGGGCAGCAGCAAUGGCAUAUGCGGGACAGCUUUUCCGGGAGCGACGAUACGAGCUCCAUCCUGUCUUCUUCAGUAACGUCGAGCUGCAUGUUUGACCCUAACUCCUCUGUAUCUGGUGCAAGCGCCGGGCAUCAACCGGGCCACGCCAGGAGGAGGUCGAGCCAGACUGCCUGGGCGCACGCUUUGGAGCAGAUGACGCUUGGGGAGUCGCAAAAGCAGGCUCUCGCCGCGAGCAUGCGCGAAGGCAGCGAGUCAGCCGUUUCGGCCCAUUCAGAGCUGUCGCCUGAAGGCGGUAGACAGCCUGCUCAGCUCCAGCCGGAGGGACAGCAGAUCAUGCCGACAUUGUCAGAUGUCAAGGAUCUGUGGAAAGUGUUCAUGUCAGAACCUAUGGACCUUACUGGGCUUGCGCCUGUGGCGGAAGGCGAUGGGUCUGGGAUGGACUUGGACCAUACACACGAGAUCACCCCGAGGCCAGGGCUGGGCAAGAGGACGCUGUCAAAGUCCAACUCGAUGCCAGACUUGCAGUCGCCCAUGAUCAACGGCCCCAACUUCUUCUCCACCUUCUUAAACGGCCUGACGCCGAAAGCGAGUGAAGCGCAUGCGUCGCAGUCUUACAUUGGGGUGCAGGUGCCUUCGGAGCAAGGGCACGGACAGGGUCCGCAAGAAGGUGGUGGGAGUAUCCCGGAUAUUGGGAGUUGGAAAGAUCAGAUCCAGCAGAGGCAGUCGUCCUUCUCUCUCGGUGCGCCUGGUUCUCGCCUUGGCAAGAGCAAGUUGAAGGGCAGCCAGAGCGCUUUGCCUCUCGAUACCGCUGUGCCACCGCCGAGCCGACCGUUGCCGAGCGUCGUACAGCGUACAGCACUCGACCAGACGCUCGCGCCAGAGAGGAUACCCAGCUUUGGCCUCACACCGGGUCUGGAAAUGUCUACCAACCCUCAUCUCGCAUCCAAACUCUUGCAAUCUACCACUCCAGCUCUUACAGGCGCCGCUGGACUGACAUCGGCCGAAGCCCAGGCGGGGAGCAAGCGCAUGGCGAGUUCAUCAUUGGCGAAUGAGCAUGGCAAGCGUGCGAGUUUCUCGGUGUGGGGAGAAGAGGAGCCGGUAGCGGGGGAUGAGGAUGUGCAGGAUCCGGCGACUGGGGAGCCCUUAUACGCGGGCGCGAGGGAUAAAGUGCCGUUGGCGGGGCAGCAGCAGGGUUUGGUGCAAGGUUGGGCGGCUGCUUAG
This is a messenger RNA of Cryptococcus wingfieldii CBS 7118, 2829 nucleotides long. RefSeq lists its product as hypothetical. The record is from RefSeq and is a predicted model, not a curated record. Gene Ontology annotation, molecular function: zinc ion binding; DNA-binding transcription factor activity, RNA polymerase II-specific. Lineage: Eukaryota; Fungi; Basidiomycota; Tremellomycetes; Tremellales; Cryptococcaceae. Gene Ontology annotation, biological process: regulation of DNA-templated transcription. The coding region runs from base 1 to 2829 and encodes 942 amino acids. The transcript is spliced from 4 exons.